Molecule: messenger RNA, 787 nt
Organism: Onychomys torridus (southern grasshopper mouse)
Lineage: Eukaryota; Metazoa; Chordata; Mammalia; Rodentia; Cricetidae
Product: nucleoside diphosphate-linked moiety X motif 13-like
Exons: 2
Coding region: 6-320 (104 amino acids)
Source: RefSeq, a predicted model, not a curated record
CUGAAAUGGAGGCAGAGCUCAGAGGUUCUUUCAUCACACUGAGGCAGGCUGUUUUUCAGCUGAACUCGAUGGAUUCCUCCUUGCUGUUCACGCUUACCCCUGUGCCUCUUGUCUUUCAGAUCCAGGUGAACCGGGGAGAGCUAGAAGCAGCUGCCUGGUUUAGUCUUGACGAGGUGGCCACAGCCCUGAGGAGAAAGGGCUCCUUUAUUCAGCAGCAGAGUGAUACUCUCCCAUUGAUGUUGCCGCCCAAGUUAGCCAUUGCCCACCACAUGAUUAAGAGCUGGGUGGAAACACAGACCUCUUCUUCCCUGGCUGCUUAGCUCUCCAAUCAAGCUGUCUAGAUCCCUCCCCGGUGUUGCUGAAGGGCAUGCCAGAGAUCUGCCGCAAGAGGAGGUGGCAAAGUCAGCUCCAGGGCAGCCUCCUAAGGCAGAGGAGCUCUGAGAAGUUCCUGUUGCCCAAACAGGUUCCUAGUAAUGGACCAGCAAAAAUGUCAGUGUAAGCGGAUAGAGCAGCCUGUACCCACGCUUGUCCUAGCUACUUUGGAGGCUGAGGCAAGAGCAUCACUUUCUCCCAGGACAACGUGGGAAACACACGGAGACUCUUGUCUCUUUGACAAAACAAAACAAAAACUCUAAGGAGAAAAGUUGAUUGAUGAGAUGUUAACUAUGAAAUGCUGAGGGAAAAGUGCUGAUUUAUGUGGAUGGAGGCCAUUUUCUCCAAGGCUGUAGGAGCAAACAUCUUCUGGUACCUGGCUCAUGGAUGUUGCAAUUACAGGAACUACCAAAUA